AUGGCAUUCAAGUUACUUCGUUCCAAUUUGGCGCUGACUUUGCCGCAAACCAGACCGAGGGCCACCUUACUACCAGUAAGUGUUCGUUUGUUGUCCACAAGGCCACGCAAACAAUGGCAGUUGCACGAACCACACCAAAUCAGCUACGAACAGGGCCUGCCAAAGGACAGCACAGUCAGUCGCUUCAACGCGUCCACCUUGGGAGAGCUGCUGGAGAAGGCAACGCUGGAGACGCCCGAAAAGACGCUCUUCAUUGUUCACCACCAGAAUUUGGCUAAAACAUAUCAACAGUUUAAUGAUGAUGUUGACCAGCUGGCAAAAGGCCUUCUGGCCAUUGGUUGUCGCCGAGGUGACCCUGUGGGCAUCUGGGCGGUGAACUCCUACGAGUGGCUACUAGUUCAGUUUGCCACUGCCAAGAUUGGCGUCAUCUUCGUGACCAUCAAUCCGGGGUACAAAGCACAGGAGCUGGUCAACUGCAUCAACCUGGUCGGCCUGAAGACGCUCAUCAGCAAUCAGCACUUUCGCACAUCAAACUAUGUUGAAACACUAAACACAGUAUCACCCUCAUUACUCUCAACCGCCAAAGGAUGUAAAGUUCAGUCAAAAGAAUUGCCAUCUCUAGAGAAUCUCAUCUUCAUGGACGAAGCUGAAGAGACUGCACCCUCAUAUGUGAUGCGCUUUUCGGAGCUCCUUGACAAGGGAGCAGGCGAUAAAAAACUGUCAGAGCUGAUUGAGCCCAAAGAGCGCACCACAUUUGACGAUGUGAUCAAUGUGCAAUUCACAUCGGGAACAACAGGCACACCAAAGGGAGCUAUGCUGAAUCACAGCAACAUUGUCAACAAUGCCCACUUUCUGGCGCCGCGAAUGUACGAAGG
This is a messenger RNA of Rhagoletis zephyria (snowberry fruit fly), 875 nucleotides long. The record is from RefSeq and is a predicted model, not a curated record. NCBI's taxonomy places the organism in Eukaryota, Metazoa, Arthropoda, Insecta, Diptera, Tephritidae.